This is a messenger RNA of Chelonus insularis, 2502 nucleotides long. Its product is annotated as wee1-like protein kinase. The transcript has 4 exons. Gene Ontology annotation, biological process: negative regulation of G2/MI transition of meiotic cell cycle; mitotic cell cycle; protein phosphorylation. The coding region runs from base 133 to 1896 and encodes 587 amino acids. NCBI's taxonomy places the organism in Eukaryota, Metazoa, Arthropoda, Insecta, Hymenoptera, Braconidae. The record is from RefSeq and is a predicted model, not a curated record. Gene Ontology annotation, cellular component: cytoplasm; nucleus. Gene Ontology annotation, molecular function: magnesium ion binding; ATP binding; non-membrane spanning protein tyrosine kinase activity.
GGUAUGAGUAGUGUUUGAAUGAACGUGUUCUGGAAAAAUAUUUAAAAUUUAGUGAUCAGUGUAUAGUUGACUAAUAUAAUUGUGUAUUAAUGAAAUUCGUUUUUUACUCGCGUAUUUAUCUAUGACGUCUUAAUGAAGAUGAACGUUGCACAAAAGCUCAAUUUUGAUGCUUAUGAUAUUGAAGACGAAGAACUCAACAUCAGCUGUCGUACAAAUAGUUCAGGAUGCGACGUAGAGGAUCCCCUUGAUUCAUCAGCAGAAGAUUUUUCACCAUCACCACAGCGAAGAAAGUUAUCAUUUAGCAAUGUCAUGGAUUGCAGUGAUAGUGAAAUUAGCCCAUCCGACAGUAUCGAGAAAACUCCGGCCAUCGUUGUGACAGGCCCUAGGAAUCCUCUUAGAGACAGUGGACCACAGUCGAGAAUUUCAAUGGCUUGCAGUCCACCUUAUAAGAGAGUCAGAGCCUUAAGGCUAUUUGAUUCUCCAACAACUCCUAAAACUUUAAUAGAAAAAAGUGCUAUGCACACACCUGUUCCCUCUAAAUGCUCAAGACUUUUCCCCUUAGAUAAACCAAGAUCUGUAGCAUGUUUUUCAAGUCAAAAAUCCGAUAGACCCGCAGCCAAUGUUAAUCCAUUUACUCCCAAUGGAAUGUUACUCACUGCCAGGAAACGGAGUAGGUCGAAGCGAAGUCUUGAUGGAUCCCCUGAUAUUCGAAUACCAAAGUAUGAUCUAGGAGAUUCAGAAGAAUCGGACAAUGAAGUAGAACAUCCAACAAAACGCGUUGCGUUACAGGAAUCAAACAUACCAAGGUAUCAUCAAGAAUUUCAUGAAGUAGGACUCAUUGGUACAGGAGAAUUUGGCUCUGUGUACAAAUGCAUAAAUAGACUGGAUGGUUGUACCUAUGCUAUAAAAAAGAGCAUAAAACCAGUAGCCGGAAGUGCGAAUGAAAAGAAUGCAUUGAAUGAAGUUUAUGCUCAUGCAGUUCUUGGGAAACAUCAGCAUGUUGUGCGCUAUUAUUCAGCAUGGGCGGAAGACAAUCACAUGAUAAUACAAAAUGAGUAUUGUAAUGGAGGAAGCUUGGCAGAUGCUAUCAUAAACCUCGAAAAAGAAAAAAGAACAUUUUCUGAAGCAGAAUUAAGACAAUUACUUCUUCACGUUGCCGAAGGUUUACGGUAUAUUCAUAGUAUGCAGUUGGUUCACAUGGACAUUAAACCUGGAAAUAUUUUUAUUUCUAAAGAAAAACGACUUCAUGCUGUAAAUUAUGACUCCGCAGACGAUGGUUUUGACGAAGAAGAAACUGUUGAAGAAGAAAUUACCUACAAAAUUGGUGACCUUGGUCAUGUAACAUCUAUUACAAACCCACAAGUUGAAGAAGGCGACUGUAGAUAUCUACCGACAGAAAUUUUACAUGAAGACUUCACACAUCUCACCAAAGCUGACAUCUUUGCGUUAGGUUUAACAGUUUAUGAAGCUGGUGGCGGUGGUCCAUUGCCAUUAAAUGGACCUGACUGGCAUGAAAUCAGAAAAGGAAACCUCAAAGAACUACCUCAAUAUAGUCGUGAUCUCAAUGAUUUAUUAAAGCUUAUGAUUCAUCCAAACCCCGAAACAAGACCAUCAGCAGUGUCCUUAAUUCAACAUCGAGUUUUAUGUCCUUUUGGAAAUAAAACCAAAGCCCAACUUCGUCGAGAGUUGAAUGCAGAAAAACUCAAAAAUGAGAUUUUAUCGAAGCAACUUCAGGAAGCGGCUAAAUGUAUUAAGACAAUGGCUCCCAAUGUCACGGCUAUCAAUAAUUCUCUUAGUAAUUCCGGUGGUUACAGAUUGAGACCGACUCCAAAUCGAACAUCAUCACGGGUCAUAGGAAAAAAAGUUAAUCGUAGUAGUAGCACAACAAAUUUUUAGAGUCGUGUUUCGAGUCAUGCUCGGGAUGAGGUGAUAAAAUAAGGCAUUGUGCCUUCUAUAAUGUGAUAUCCUAUUAAUUUUAAUUAUUAAGUUAAAAUAUAGUAGUAAAUGAAAAAAUUGGCGAAAUCAAAUUUAAAGAAGUAGGAAUGUAUGCAGAGUAAAAUGUUUAAGCUGUGAAUAGAAAAAAAAAAUUAUAGGAAUAAGUCGUUCGUUUACAACAAUUAAUUUUUCUUAUAAAAACAAAAAAAAUAAUAAUAUUAAGAAACAAUUAAAUUCUUAAGUUCAAUUGAAUUUUUUUUUAUCGUUUAUUAGUUUUAUUGAAAUACGUUUUCAUGAUUUUAUUUAGCAUGAAACAAUAUCAUCAUGUUUGCUAUUAAUUUAUUGGUUUUAAAUUCAAUAGAUUAUUCGUGAUCGGAGUAUUUUUACAUUUUGUUUUGCACGUUUAGAGAAAAAUCGAACUUAUCACUGAUUUACUUUUCAAUCAUUAAAAUAAUAAUCAAUAAAUAUAAUUAAUUGUAAAGAAAUCUUUAUAAGUAAUAGUAUGAAAAGUUUUGGAAUAUUUUUUCAUUCGUUUGAGUUUUGACGACCAACAAUCAUUUUAUAUUA